Pomacea canaliculata is the source of this 2878-nucleotide messenger RNA. RefSeq names its product G-protein coupled receptor GRL101-like. The coding region runs from base 56 to 2878 and encodes 940 amino acids. The record is from RefSeq and is a predicted model, not a curated record. The transcript has 4 exons. Gene Ontology annotation, molecular function: protein binding; G protein-coupled receptor activity. Gene Ontology annotation, biological process: G protein-coupled receptor signaling pathway. Gene Ontology annotation, cellular component: membrane. Lineage: Eukaryota; Metazoa; Mollusca; Gastropoda; Architaenioglossa; Ampullariidae.
UAUAAUAUGUGUCAUUAGUGUGUGGUGUUAUGGAGAAGACUCUCUAAUAAAACAGAUGCCAGACGGGAGAUGGAACUGCUCCGUGCAGCACUGGUCCGACUACCGCCAGCACUUCCCGUGUAACCUGGUGACUGAGUGCGUGGGCGGCGAGGACGAGGCUGAGUGUCCGUACACCAGUGACGUGUGUGGUCAGGGCUUGCUGUGGACAGGCAUCAGCUGUAUGCAGUACAUCUCCGUGCCACGAUCGGUGACUUGGGUUGAAGCGCAAAACACUUGCUUGUCACGUGGCAUGCUGCUAGCGAGCUUGAACACGCCACCGGAGUGGAGAGCAUUUAGAACUAUUUUAAAUUUUCGUCCAAAUGACACUGUCUACCUUGGGUAUCGAUAUGUACCCUAUGGUCUUUACAUGUAUCAGGAGACGGUGGUAUCGGCAGACGGCGCUGUUACCUACUGGAUACCUUUACCAAUCUAUAGCAAUCGAAAGGAAUCGUGUAGCUAUUAUUCAUUUCAAGAUAACAACUAUAUUGCCAUGACCCAUUGCUACAGACACAUUAUCGAUAAGUUCCCAUGUGAGAUAGCAUCGGAUUCUUCUUUUCAAAAAGUAGAAAUGCCUCGGCCAGCGUCAGACAUCUGGACGAAAAAUCACGUGACCUGCCCAUCACAGCACGUGACACACACGUUCCUGGCGUGUGACGUUAGAAGCGACUGUUGGGAGGAGCGGUACGACACCUCGUGGUCCUGCAGCGCGCCGGUCGUACCGGUCCCCCCGGCCUUCACGUGCGACAGCGGCGCCGAACGCGUGCCCUACACCUUGGUGUGUGACCACCGCGCCGACUGCUCCGACCGCAGUGACGAGGACUUUUGCCAGUUUCCAGCCUGUAAUGUUGACGACUUCCACUGUGAUAAUGGUCAGUGUAUAUUGCAGAGCCAGAAAUGUGACCAUCAUCCCCAGUGUUACGACCAAACAGAUGAAAAGUUUUGUUCCUUUUAUCCGAUAAAAAAGAUUGUCCAGACCUCCGCACCUCCUGGACUGGUGGAGAUAAAUAACAAAGGCUUGUUUAAGGUCAAACGGUUAAACAAAACGUCUUCCUGUCCAGAGACUCAUUUCCAGUGUCCUAAUGGGUACUGUGUCCCUGUGUAUGUCCGUUGCAACGGUGUAUUCGACUGUCCCGGGAAAGGGGACGAAGCUGACUGCGAGACCUACACCUGUCCCGGCUACUACCGAUGUCGCGGCUCGCGCGUGUGUGUGCACGCUGACCACCUAUGUGACACCUGGCCGCAGUGUCAGCAGGCAGACGACGAGCUGUUGUGUAACCUGACUUGUCCUGACACCUGUGUGUGUCACGGCCUGGCCUUCACCUGCACAGACAGCUUCCCCGCCCACCAGUAUCUCGACCUGAAGUUUCUCGACGCCCGUGGCUCGGCCAUGACCUUUAGUGACUUGAGCGACAACACGAUGCUGAUCCACCUCAGUCUGGCCCAGUGUGGCCUCACGCAUGCGCCGAGCGUGGGGUUCCCCAACCUGCGCUCACUGGAUCUGAGCGACAACCUUCUUCACUCCAUCAGCAGUGACUUACUGGAUAAGCUGCCCAGACUGGAGACCUUGUCCCUCGCGGACAACCCUCUCACGUCCCUGCUUCCUACAGGACCCACACCCACUGUGUACUCAACUCUUCAUGCUCUUGACCUUUCCGGCGUGAAGAUACCUGAGCUGAACGACUCCAUCUCCAAGACUUUUCCUAACAUCAGACAUUUAAACUUGACAAACGCGCAAGUAGAGCGUGUUACAGACGACAGUCUGUUGCUGCUGACACAGUUACAAACACUUGACCUGAGAGGAUGUCCCCUGUCAUCAUUCUCAUCACGUGUGUUCAGACCUUUGAGCAAGCUUCAUGCUGUGUAUGCCGACACUUACAGGAUGUGCUGUCCAGCCAACCUUCCUGAAAACUUUGACCUCAAUCAGUGUGUGUCGCCACCAGACAGAAUUUCCUCCUGCGAUUCUCUUCUGGGCUCGACUGUGCUUCGAGCGAGUGUGUCCGUCUACACCAUUGUUGCUGUGACUGGAAACACACUCAUCUUGCUGCACCACACCUACAUAAGGAAAGUAGACAUGGCUGUGUGCUUUAACAUGCUGCUAAUACAUCUGUGUGUGGCUGAUCUUAUGAUGGGGGUGUACUUGACGAUAAUUAGUGUUGCUGACCAGGCCUUCCUCGGCCACUACCUGUGGAUGGACGUGGCUUGGAGAAAUGGCGCUGCCUGCAGGUUGGCCGGGUUCCUGGCUGUUCUUUCCAGACAAGCCUCAGCUUUUAUUGUCUGCCUCAUUACUCUAGAUCGUUUACUCGCUAUUGUGUUUCCGGUCAGUUCUGCUCGAUUUCGCCGGAGUGCGGGCUGGAUGGUGUGUACAAUGAGCUGGGUGGCAGGACUGUGUGUUGCUAGUUUAUCUGUGUUACAAGCCCCGUCAUCCGACACCAUGUACAGUCAGAGUGGACUCUGCAUCCCGCUACCUACAGAUAGGUUAGACAACUGGAAGGAAAUCGUUGCUCUUAAAGUCGUAUUUGUUUUUAAUCUUCUUCUUGUCCUCUUAAUCGUUUUCGGCAAUGUUUUCAUAUUCUGGAGAGUUUUCUCCACAAACUUGCUGUUUUCAGACACUAGACCAAAGUCGAGAGAACUGAUCAUCGCGAGGAGAGUUAACCUCCUUGAUGCAGUGGAUGCUACUUGUUGGUGUAUAAACUUGUUUGGACUUUUACCUUUUCUUUCCAGUAAUGUUGGAGUCAACCUGAUUAUUUUUGUCUUGCCUCUACCUUCUGUUCUCAACCCCUCUUGUAUUCUUACAGUUUUAUUUCAGAACAUAUGGAGAAAAAGAGAGAAGAAGAACUGA